Molecule: messenger RNA, 2369 nt
Organism: Pimephales promelas (fathead minnow)
Lineage: Eukaryota; Metazoa; Chordata; Actinopteri; Cypriniformes; Leuciscidae
Product: ras-related protein Rab-3C
Molecular function (GO): GTPase activity; GTP binding
Source: RefSeq, a predicted model, not a curated record
UGUUGAUUUAUACACGAAUUAAAAUGUUUGAUUCAAACGUUUUGGAAAGAGUCAAGCCUGGUCCGAAGGUUUGAUGUUAUAUUCAUAUUUAGAAAAUUUUGUGGAGGGCAAAUAAAUAAAUUGCUGCUAUAAACGGAUAUGACUUUUACUAAUACACCGAAACACAUUAGAAAACGUGAGAGAGACUAAAAAAGAGAGGAUAAUCAAUCCAUCUAGUCUCUUCCGGGUUUAAGGACUACAAACUAUUCUCUGGAGAAAACUCCAACUCCCAGCAGCGAGCGCGGUUAAGUGCCGUUGGACCGGCCGGGAGCGCGCACAGCAGAGAGUCAGCGCGCGCGUUCUCUCUCUGGCAGCUGAUGCUGAUGCUCAGAGGACACGGAGUGAUUCGAGCAUCACCGGGAACCGACUGAAUUAUCGUGCCAAAUCUUCGGUAGGAUGCGUCAGGACGGAUCCAUGCAGAUGGCUGCGGCACAGAAAGAAGGAUCUGACCAGAACUUCGAUUACAUGUUCAAACUGCUGAUCAUCGGCAACAGCAGCGUGGGAAAAACGUCGUUUCUCUUCCGGUACGCUGACGACUCCUUCACGUCAGCGUUUGUGAGUACGGUGGGCAUCGAUUUCAAAGUCAAAACCGUCUACAAGAACGACAAGAGAAUCAAACUGCAGAUAUGGGAUACUGCGGGACAGGAGAGAUACCGCACCAUCACUACAGCAUAUUAUCGUGGAGCCAUGGGCUUCAUCCUCAUGUACGACAUCACCAACGAGGAGUCGUUCGGAGCCGUCCAGGACUGGUCAACCCAGAUAAAGACGUACUCCUGGGACAACGCGCAGGUCAUCCUGGCGGGAAAUAAGUGUGACAUGGACGAGGAGAGAGUGGUGUCUGUGGAAAACGGCAGGAUGCUGGCAGAGCAGUUGGGUUUUGAGUUUUUCGAGACGAGCGCCAAGGACAACAUCAACGUGAAGCAGACGUUUGAGCGUCUGGUGGACAUAAUCUGCGACAAGAUGUCAGAGAGUAUAGAGACUGACCCCGCCGUGACCUCAGGAACCCAGGGAACGGCCCGGCUAACAGAUAACCCUCCUCCACUACAGCAGCCUAACUGUGCCUGUUAGUGCUCAGUACACAUGGUAGCAUAAGUGUGUGUGUGUGUGUGUGUGUGUGUGUGUGUGUGUGGGAGACACCUUUAGAUGGAUGCAUAUAUCCUUUAAUGUCAUCGAAUGCGGGUGCUGGAACAGCCACCUGAAUCUGAUCGGUGCAUGUCAGGAGUCAUGUGACCCUUACACCCAAUGGGAACAGAGCUGUCUCGAGCGAUGGCAAAGCUAUUCAGUGUUUUAGAAAGGAGGAUAGAUAAAAAAAUAUAUAAAUAUGAUUUCUUUGGUCAUCGGUUUUUCAGUAUACGUGGCUUGUGGGUAACAGUGUAAGUUCUUGUCACGGUCUGUUGCGCCACUAGAGGGUGUUCUUCUUAAAAUGACAGGAUGGAGUCUGUCUGAUGCAUGUGAACGCUUGUGUGUGUUCCAGCACCUUUGCACUAGAGUCACGUCUAUCUUUAAGGUGCCUAGUUCAUAUUCUGACACACUGCUUUCUUAACUGUCAAUCAAAGUCUUAACAUCCUUUACAGCUGUUAGUCUAGACCUAGUCCACAAGCAUGAAUCGGCUGACUCUUCGCUAAGCCCCGCCCCUCUUUUUAUUUCUGGGAACAGUGUGAAUUUUUUUAUUUAUAUUUUGGUCACAUAUUUAGACAAUUAUGAAGACAUUGUAAUUAGGGAUGCACCAAAUAUGAACAUUUUUCCCGAUAACGAUAACCGAUAUAUAUUGGCUAAAGUCCUGAUUUUUAAAGUCUGAUUUCAAAAACAAUAGUCUCAACAUUUAAAAGCCAUUCUCAUCACAAUUGUAUGUAGCCUUCAUGAUAGACUAGGGUUAAUAGGGUUAAACUAGGGUUAAAGGGUUAACAAAUUAAUAAAGAGGUGAAAUUUAGAAUUGCUUUGCUGAUGAAGAGCCAUCAAACCUUGCCAAAAAAGCAUCUGGUACAAGACAUUAAGAGAUCGACGGGUGAGUGCAUCAUUCAAGCAAUCUAAUCUAGACAUUGAUUUUCUUUUAACUCUAAUCAAUGCACAUAAGAGCAUAUAGUUAAACAACACAGAAGCUCAGGCGUGCAUUUGACACUUUUGAUCUCAUCAUCAUAUUUGCACUUAAGUUUAGGUCCCAGCUAACAAUUAAACGUUCUGGGAGCAUUUGUUUUUGUUCCCAGAACGUGCCCAAGAUUGGUGAUCCAGGAAAGUUUUCUUAACGUAAAUAGAACGUUCCCUUAAAGGGUUAGUUCACCCAAAAAUAAAAAUUCUGUCAGUAUUUACUCACCCUCAUGUUAUUCCAAACC